This is a messenger RNA of Saccharomyces kudriavzevii IFO 1802, 2025 nucleotides long. RefSeq names its product Ptr3p (gene PTR3). Bases 1 to 2025 code for a protein of 674 amino acids. Gene Ontology annotation, molecular function: protein binding. NCBI's taxonomy places the organism in Eukaryota, Fungi, Ascomycota, Saccharomycetes, Saccharomycetales, Saccharomycetaceae. The transcript has a single exon. The record is from RefSeq and is a predicted model, not a curated record.
AUGCGCACUCAAGAACACAUGUGGGAUCACGAGGUGGAUAUAGCAAGGAUGCUUGACGAUAUAGAGCGCCACCUGUUUUUACCGCAACGGCUGUCCCGCGAUGGCGCUGCUAGUGCUGGCGAGCCACAUGUUCAGUACGGCAUAGUCAAGGACUGCUCCGUGCUUACGUGUGGUUGUUGCGUUUCCGAGUCGCUAUUCCAUGAACUAUGCAAGGGAACUCCGAACCAGCAAGUUGCUUGUGCCAUUUGCGGGCGGGAAAAUGUCCAACUGCUCUCAGCCAUCAAACCAUUGCGUGAUUUGGCUCGUCAAAUUGAUUUAUUCAGGAGCACUGCUGCGCAACCUGAAACCGAGAGCGAUGAGUCGCCGGUCAUAGUAAAGACCUCACCAUCAUCAUCGUCGUCGCUAUCGCUGCCGCCUUUGCGGUUCUUGUCUGCUGCUGAGCCCGACACUGAUGACAAGACACUGUCUAGCCCCACGACGAAGGAGAAAUCGUCGUUGCUGGAACUCUUCCAUAUAACGGCUUCGAAAAUACACAAUUUGGAUACAGAGUUAAAGAUGGGCCACGCACUCACUGCGGCCACUCCCCAAGAACAAGAAGAACACAUCUACACAAACAGUCUGCUCGAGCCUACUUAUGACGACCACACAAAUUGGAAAAUAUUAGACAAUGCCUCCAACACAAGAACGGUGCCGAUAGACAACAACUCUUCCUUGGUGUCCGCGGAAGUCACUAUACCCUCCACAGCAAACUACCAGAAAAAUGACACGCAUGAUCUGGACGAAGAAAAGGAAUACUUUUUUGCCAACUGCUUCCCCAUGUACAGAAAAAAGUUCCAGUUCAGCACUCAUCCCAAAUUCUUGGGGACAAAAUCCAAACUCUUUAUCAACCAGAGCAUUUCUCCCGACUGUACCAAAUUCGCCUUGAUCACCGAACACAAAUGGGAGAUUUACUCGAUACUCCCAAAAGACAACUCUCCCCGACUGAUAUCAUGCGGAAAGUCCAGUGGAGAAUACGGUCCUGACUUCAACCAACUAACAGAGCCCUUGCCGUCGCCAUCCGCCGCUUCUCAAGCGUCGAACAAGAAGAAGAAAAACUGGAGCCAACGUUUUUGCAAAUUGUCUAACGACUUCAUGAUUAUAUCGGGCUCGCAAAACAUUCUCAACGUCCAUGAUUUGAACCAAAACGGCAGACCCAUCUUCACGUACGUCUCAAGAUUCCCCAUCCGAUGCAUAGACGUGGACCCUAGCUCGCAGAUAAUUGCCUAUGGAAUCACUGGUAAAGAUAGGCACACGGGCGCAGAACAGGCAUUAGUCGUGAUCCAGCAAAUUACGAGGAACAAAGUUACUUUGGAGCCUGAGUUUCCUCCACCAAUCACAAUAACGCUUCCAUAUAGGGAUCCCAUCAAUACCAUACAACUUUCGCACGAUGCCAAGUACUUGACAUGCUCCACCGCAUUGGAGUCCCGCUUCCUGAUCAUUUCCCUGCAGAAAAUCAACGAACCAAGAUUGAUAAUGAAAAGCGUCCGAUCCAUCGACACCUCUUUGGAAUCCGAAGGAAUCACCGACACGAAACUGUUCCCUGGGAAUCCAAACCUGAUGUGCAUAACAUCCACAGCAUUCAACUCCUCGCCCCUUGUCAUAAACACCAAGAUCACUCAAAUCAACGGAGUUCGAACCGUGGCCCAACCAUCCAUGCUCAUAAGAGUGGACGAAAUCGGAUGCAAAAUUCACAAGUGCGAAAUAUCGCCAAGAAACGACGCCAUUGCCUUCCUAGACCGCAACGGAUCCGUUUAUAUCAUGUGUGCGCCCACCAUGGUGGACAACAACGAAAAGAGAAGAACCGUUCUUGUUGAAACCGUGGCCAAUGCCUACAGAGCUUACGAAUCGGCCACCUUACGGUUCAACACGGAGGGCAACAAGCUAUACAUCCUGGACAGAAAGGGAAUCUUCUUUGUGGAGGACUUUGCAUAUGGCUUGCCUCAAUCACGCGAGAUCACGAAAUGUAAGCAAAUAUUCCACAAGUAA